AGCUGUCAAUUCGCAUGAGGCUAGGUUCGCAAAACGUCAAAGCAUAUCGAACAGCGGCCCUCCCGUCAUUGUCACCGGCACCCCACCCCAUGCGCUGUUGAGCUUCGGCAUCCUUUCUAACCUUUCCUUGCCCACCCGGAAGGGCAAGAUAGAAGAGUGGACGCCAAAGCUCGCCUUACCGCUUUGUCUCCUUUUGCAAUCCCAAAGACUCUUUCCCUCAAUGCCUACGACACUCUCAAAUUCUAGUCGACGUCACCGAACACAUCCCUGCUCGUCCUCGAAACCUCCUCCCACUCCUCUCCUUCGAAAGACCUUCGAGUCGCUCGUCAAUCCUCCAAGAAGCCCCUCGAGGACUUCCAAGCCCAUCAGUCCGAAUCAAGCCAUCUCUCCAAGAAAAAACGCAGUCUUGUUAAAAAUCUUGAUUGCUUGCCUGCCUUCUUUGCAAACACAGAGAGAGAUGUCAAUUACGCCCGUCGCGUUAUGUACACAAGUAGUCCGCUACCCCACGACCGACCCACCCUUUUCCUCUCUCACUUGUCUCCAAAAGAAAAAUGCGAACCUUGAACGAAACCAUUUCCACAUGGUGAUGACGCAGCCUAGCGUGCUUGCAACGGUCAAAAGUCAUGAGUGCAGGAUAUCGUCUGGUUGACGUGAGGUAAUCGUGAAUAGUAGUACUGCUGCAUGCCACUCGCUCGUUGGUGAAGCCUGGCAGAACUUACCAGCGACGCUACCUAGCUGUCUCGUCAU
Ceraceosorus guamensis is the source of this 747-nucleotide messenger RNA. RefSeq lists its product as hypothetical. NCBI's taxonomy places the organism in Eukaryota, Fungi, Basidiomycota, Exobasidiomycetes, Ceraceosorales, Ceraceosoraceae. The transcript has a single exon. The record is from RefSeq and is a predicted model, not a curated record. The coding region runs from base 221 to 649 and encodes 142 amino acids.